This is a messenger RNA of Anopheles cruzii, 1269 nucleotides long. RefSeq lists its product as uncharacterized. Bases 1 to 1209 code for a protein of 402 amino acids. The transcript has a single exon. Lineage: Eukaryota; Metazoa; Arthropoda; Insecta; Diptera; Culicidae. The record is from RefSeq and is a predicted model, not a curated record. Gene Ontology annotation, cellular component: nucleus.
AUGUCUCUCGUUUCGUACGAUUACAGCAGCGCUGAAGAUUCAUCAUCAUCGGAUGAUGAUGGAGCCGAGCAAACAACGAAAUCCGCCACGGAUCCGUUAAAGUCCUCCGAUAAUUCGAUAACGGGUCCGGAAACGGCUACCAAACAGAACGACACAGACGAGACGGCGACUUCGCGGAUCCAUUUACAACUUCCCGCGCCCAAGAAGACGAACGACCUGAACGUGGAGGAGGAAGAUGAUGAGUUUCUACGCAAGAAAGCUACUCCCGUUGAGGCGCCGCCAGCGAAGGAAUCCAACAUCAAACCGAAACUGCGCAACGGUAAGGUGCAAAUUACCAUCCCGUCCAUGAGCGACUUUAAGGACGUCGAUGACGGGCCCGGAGGCUCGAAAAAGGACAAAGUGGUUAUUGGAGCAGCUUUACCCAAGAAAGCAACCGGAUUGCUUAGUAUGUUGCCAAAACCGAAGACCAAUUUCUUUCAACCCUCGUCGAAACCACAACCCUCCCCUUCGGCUGUCUCUGAAACCGGCCCUGGGUUCAGCAAGCGCCUGGUGCCGGAUUCCGUUGCAAACCGCCCUCGGAGCGUUCCGGCAAGUGCUCCAAAGUCAAGCGUCCGUCCUCCACUGGCACCGGCCAUAAAUUCCUCCCAAGACCCGGACAGUGACGAUGGAGAGGACGGCGGCACUACUGAUUAUUUCUCCUUCAACAAAGUCGAUACUCUGCCGACGGUCAGUGCGAACGAGAUUACUGCCAUGGUGGCUAAAAAAGCGGCCAAAAUUGCUGACACGGUGAGAAAGUUCACGGAAACGGAACCGCCAGCAGCCAGUGUCGAUCAAUGCACUAAGGAGCUGUCUGCUUCAGUGAUGCCUGAAACCGCCGAGCAAACGGAUCUAGCUAACGAGACGGCCAUGGCAGCGUUAAUCGGUGGGAAUCGCGCGAAACGGGCACGGGUGGAGCAAGUGGAUCUGAUCGAAAUCACAUCGGAGGACAUCGUGCCAUCGAAGGCGGACUUUUUGCGCCGUCAACUGCAGGACGAAACGGGAUAUGUCCCCACGGGCCACCUUGUAGGCGACUGGACUUGCACCAGCCGCCGGAAAUCGCACAUCACACAGCUGGCCAACAAGGCACAGGCAAAUGCACAAGAACUGGAAGCGAUGUGGGCCGCCAACCGACAGUCACGUCGCCAAACGCAAAGCAAAUACGGGUUUUAGGCUCCGUGCUCAGUGUUCGGUUGUUGGAAAGGACUUUGUUGUAAAUAUAUGAACCCCCUU